Colossoma macropomum (tambaqui) is the source of this 705-nucleotide messenger RNA. RefSeq names its product NEDD8 ubiquitin like modifier (gene nedd8). Lineage: Eukaryota; Metazoa; Chordata; Actinopteri; Characiformes; Serrasalmidae. Gene Ontology annotation, molecular function: ubiquitin protein ligase binding; protein tag activity. The transcript has 4 exons. Gene Ontology annotation, cellular component: cytoplasm; nucleus. The record is from RefSeq and is a predicted model, not a curated record. Gene Ontology annotation, biological process: regulation of proteolysis; modification-dependent protein catabolic process; protein neddylation. The coding region runs from base 138 to 407 and encodes 89 amino acids.
UCAGGAACUUCAGUUGAAUUAGUGUAAGAGUGAAAUCGAGGGAAUUCUUGAUAAAGGAGUACGCCGCUCUUUUCUACUGUGUUCGUUUUAUUUUUGCCUUUAUUCACUGCGCGCGUUGAUACAGCACAAAAGCCACAAUGUUGAUCAAAGUAAAGACCCUGACUGGAAAAGAAAUUGAAAUUGACAUCGAGCCAACAGACAAGGUGGAGAGAAUAAAAGAAAGAGUGGAGGAGAAAGAGGGUAUUCCACCUCAGCAACAGAGACUCAUCUACAGUGGGAAACAGAUGAACGAUGAGAAAACAGCAGCAGAUUAUAAAAUCCAGGGUGGCUCUGUAUUGCAUCUGGUUCUUGCACUCAGAGGGGGGCGAGAGCACCAACAUCCCAGCAACCACCUGCAGGCCUUAUAAUCACCAGACUUCGCCACUGUAGUAUCCAGUCAGCCCCAACAGCACAGUUGUGGUUAUGCCACAGUUCCCUUAAUGAUGUCCCUUAAACUCCAUGGUGUCAACUCCACUGCACUUCUUUUCUGUAGACUACUACAGCAUCUUCCUGUCAGCACCCUUCUUCUCCUAACUUAUCCUUCAUGGAGCACUGUCCUGAUCAGUUUGUUAACUUGACUUUAAAGCGGUGAGAAGUAAUCAUUGUUAAUGUGAAAUUCAUGCCGUAGAAUCAUUUGUCAAUAAAACAUCACAUUGGCAUUUUUCA